GCAAAUUGCCGAGCUCACGCUUUUCUUCAAACUUGCUUGUCGUCGCACACAACUGCUCGUCGGUCUUUUCGACGAUGCCUAUCCUCUCUUCCUCAACGCGCGAUGCGAUGCGCUCGCUGCAGCGGCUGGCCGCGGGGAUGGCCACCGCUGUUCCGAGAAUUGGUGACACCAAAGUACCAAUGUCUCUCCUGGAGAAGGGUGCAUACAUAAACUACCAGCGUAUUGAGGAUAACCUCGCCGUCGUCCGUGACAGGCUUCAGCGCCCUCUUACAUUGUCGGAAAAGAUAGUGUACGGACACUUGGACGAUCCUCACAACCAGGACAUUGUCCGAGGCACAAGCUACCUUAAGCUCCGUCCUGACCGGGUAGCUUGUCAGGACGCUACCGCCCAGAUGGCUUUGUUGCAAUUCAUGUCUGCAGGCAUGGACACAGCAGCUGUUCCAACUACAGUUCAUUGUGACCACUUGAUUGAAGCUCAAGUUGGUGGUGCUAAGGAUUUGGCGCGUGCCGUUGAUCUCAACAAAGAGGUGUACGAUUUCUUGGCUACCGCCACCGCAAAAUAUGGUCUUGGAUUUUGGAAGCCGGGUUCUGGUAUUAUUCACCAAAUUAUCUUGGAAAACUAUGCAUUCCCUGGUGGACUCAUGAUCGGGACUGACUCUCACACACCUAAUGCGGGAGGUUUGGGUAUGGUUGCCUGUGGUGUUGGGGGUGCCGAUGCUGUUGAUGUCAUGGCGGAUAUUCCUUGGGAAUUGAAGUGCCCUAAUGUCAUCGGUGUGAACCUUACUGGCAAGAUUGGAGGCUGGACUACGCCCAAGGACGUCAUCCUGAAGGUCGCUGGCAUUCUCACUGUCAAGGGUGGAACUGGUGCCAUCGUUGAAUACCACGGUCCUGGUGUCGAAUCAUUGUCUUGCACGGGUAUGGCCACUAUCUGUAACAUGGGUGCUGAAAUCGGCGCAACUACCUCACUCUUCCCCUUCAACCGUCGCAUGGUCGACUAUCUCAACGCUACCAAGCGUUCCGAGAUUGCUCAAUACGCACAGCGCUUUUCACACAACCUUAAGGCUGAUGAGGGCUGCGAGUACGACCAGAACAUCGAAAUUAACCUGUCAGAACUCGAGCCUCACAUCAACGGUCCCUUCACUCCUGAUCUUGCUACCCCGCUCUCGAAGUUUGCAGAGGAGGUCAAGAAGAACAACUGGCCCCAAGAACUUAAGGUCGCUCUCAUUGGUUCUUGCACUAACUCUUCAUAUGAGGACAUGUCACGUUCUGCUUCCAUUGCCCGCGAAGCUACCGAGCAUGGCCUCAGUGUCAAGAGCAAGUUCACGAUCACUCCUGGUUCUGAGCAAGUCCGUGCUACCAUUGAACGUGACGGUCAAAUUGGUGCUUUCGAAGAGGUCGGCGGUCUCGUCCUGGCUAAUGCAUGCGGUCCUUGCAUUGGUCAAUGGGACAGGAAAGAUGUUAAGAAGGGCGAGGUUAACUCAAUUAUUACCUCCUACAACCGUAACUUCACUGGCCGUAACGAUGCUAACCCUGCCACCCACGCUUUCGUCGCCUCCCCGGAUAUUGUAACUGCAAUGGCCUUCGCUGGUGACCUCACCUUCAACCCGGUUUCGGACACCCUCAUUGGUUCUGAUGGCAAGCCUUUCAAGUUCUCGGACCCUACUGGUAAUGAGCUUCCUCCUCGCGGCUACGACCCCGGCCAAAACACCUUCCAGCCCCCUCCUGGAGACCGUGCUAGCGUUUCGGUCGCAGUUGACCCUAAGAGUGACCGUCUUCAACUCCUCCAUCCAUUCACGGCUUGGAAUGGCGAAACACCGUCUGACCUCCCCGUUCUGAUCAAGGUGAAGGGCAAGUGCACGACCGACCACAUCUCGGCUGGUGGUCCCUGGCUUAAAUACCGUGGUCACCUCGAAAACAUUUCGCAAAACUGUUUGAUCGGUGCAAUCAACUCGGAGAACGGCGAGGCAAACAAGGUCAAGAACCAGAUCACCGGCGAAUAUGGUCCAGUUCCCCAGACUGCUGCUUACUACCGCGACAAGGGCAUCAAGUGGGUCGUCAUCGGUGACUCCAACUACGGUGAAGGUUCAUCUCGCGAGCACGCUGCCCUCGAGCCCCGUUACCUUGGUGGUCUUGCCAUUAUUACUCGGUCUUUUGCUCGUAUCCACGAGACGAACUUGAAGAAGCAAGGCAUGCUUGCUCUCACCUUCGCCAACCCUGAGGACUACGACAAGAUUCAGCCCAGCGACAAAGUUGACAUUCUGGGCUUGGAAACUUUCGCCCCAGGAAAGAACUUGACUCUUGUUGCCAAGCAUGCGGAUGGUAGCAAGGAUGAAAUUUCUCUUGCUCACUCCUUCAAUGAGGGUCAAAUCGAGUGGUUCAAAGCAGGCUCUGCUCUUAACCUGAUGGCUGCCAAGGCCAAGCAGUAAAUAGUGAUAUAGAUGGAAGGAGCAUGUGCUAUGUUACACAGUAGACUCCAUGUUCAGCUAUUCCUCGCUUUCCGAUACUUAUUUCCUUGAUCAUUCACAUCAUAGUUUCGACGACUUGUUUAUAUAUCCUUGUAAUAACACGGACGACAAAUCCUAAAACAUUUCGAUCCUGGAG
Molecule: messenger RNA, 2601 nt
Organism: Suillus plorans
Lineage: Eukaryota; Fungi; Basidiomycota; Agaricomycetes; Boletales; Suillaceae
Product: aconitase family-domain-containing protein
Exons: 12
Coding region: 75-2426 (783 amino acids)
Biological process (GO): tricarboxylic acid cycle
Cellular component (GO): cytosol; mitochondrion
Molecular function (GO): aconitate hydratase activity; 4 iron, 4 sulfur cluster binding
Source: RefSeq, a predicted model, not a curated record